AUGACUACGACGGAGCAACAGCCCGCGCUCGCGACGACGAAGCGCAAGUUUAACCGCCUGCUCGACAAUCUUACCGCCAGCGCGAGCGCAUCCACAACAUCGCUUGCGAGCUCGCUGCAUGAGUCGAAUGCAUCAUCAGAAUCGCUUUCGCAACACGGCAGCCCUGACCAGCCGAACAAGCGCCCUCGCAGCAGCGCAGGACUCAGCCCAAACGUGAGCAUGGAGCGCCAGAGGAACAUUUCAGAGGGCCAAGAGCGCAUACGCCUGCUGAAAGAACAGCUCCUCACCCCACGACGGGAAGGCACAGUGAGGGUCGUAGGCAAGACUGCCAACACCCCCAAAGUCUCGACAACACCCAAAGCCCAGACGCCGCGUAAAGCCCCAAACUUCCAACCUUACAGCCAGGAGCAUUUCCUCGAGAGGCUCAAGACAUUCGCAGACGUAAGGAAGUGGACCACCAAACCUGAUGCUAUCAGCGAGGUUGAGUGGGCCAUGAGAGGAUGGAGCUGCGAUAUCUGGAACACGGUGGCUUGCAAGGACGGAUGUGAGAACCGUGUUGCAGUCAAGCUGAGGCCAAAGCGAAAGGAUAAGAACGGCAGAGACCUUGAGAUGAGCGAGGAUCUGGCAUUCGAUAUUGAUGAAGCGUUGGUGGCAAAGUACAAAGAACUCAUCGUCGAGGGACAUGCAGAUGAUUGUCUGUGGAAGAAACGAGGCUGUCAAGAAGACAUCUACCACAUCGCUAUCGCAUCACGAACGAAGAGCAUGGCCGAGUUGCUCGAUCGAUACCGCUGUCUUAGAGCCAUAGCAGCCGAUCUUCCUCUCCUCGAGCACAUCACAUACCCCGAUCCAUCUAUCCACCACAUCAUCUCGCGCCUACCAUCGUCGUUCUUCACCUCCACGCCCGAUACCCCACAACCCAGAUCACCUACUGACAUUGUCGCCUUUGCCUUUGCCAUCUUCGGCUGGACCGGCGUCAAAGAAUCCCGCAUCUCCCUCGCCGUAUGCAACCACUGCUUCCAGCGUCUCGGUCUAUGGCUCUCCACCGACACGCGCCUCAAAGAAAUGAGCAAGAAGCUCGACGUGCCCCUUGAAUCCCUCCGCCUCAACCUCCUAGAAUCCCACCGCGAACACUGCCCCUGGAAAAACGUCCAGAUGCAAGGAAACCCCCCCGACGGACCCGUUGCAAACAUGGCCGCCUGGCAAACCCUCGAAUACAUGCUCCUCGGCAGCAGUCACAGGCAAAAAGACGUCUUUUCCACCCCUAGCAAGCAAACACCGCGUAAAUCCCACACCAGAAACACGGAUUCCGUCGACAUUGGCAGCGAUAUCGAAUACCCACGCGGCAGUCUAGACAGCGUCGACAGACCCAGAGGCUACAACGACGAAGAAGAUGACUCCGGCGGCCUCCGCGAGAAAUGGACUAAGCUCAAGGCCAAACUCAAGCGUAGUGCCAGUAAAAAGAGUCUGAAGAGCAUGAAGAGCUCAAAGAGUGUCAAGAGCGGGAAGAGCGUGGCGACAAAGCCCGGUGACAAGGAGAAGGAAAAUUCAUAG
Molecule: messenger RNA, 1551 nt
Organism: Pyrenophora tritici-repentis Pt-1C-BFP
Lineage: Eukaryota; Fungi; Ascomycota; Dothideomycetes; Pleosporales; Pleosporaceae
Product: putative c3hc zinc finger domain-containing protein
Cellular component (GO): nucleus
Molecular function (GO): zinc ion binding
Source: RefSeq, a predicted model, not a curated record